This is a messenger RNA of Selaginella moellendorffii, 1015 nucleotides long. RefSeq names its product nudix hydrolase 16, mitochondrial. Bases 200 to 742 code for a protein of 180 amino acids. Gene Ontology annotation, cellular component: cytoplasm; nucleus. The transcript is spliced from 5 exons. The record is from RefSeq and is a predicted model, not a curated record. NCBI's taxonomy places the organism in Eukaryota, Viridiplantae, Streptophyta, Lycopodiopsida, Selaginellales, Selaginellaceae. Gene Ontology annotation, molecular function: pyrophosphatase activity.
GUUAGGGUUUUGGGAGAAGAGAGAGCGAGCCGAGCGAUCUCCUGUCUUUGGCGCUCGCAUUGAUCUGUUUUCCACCGCUGCUAGGUUUCUCAUGGAUGGUGAUGCUCUGGGCUCAAUCGCAAGGGCAAAUGUAUGCCGGUUUUCCACUGAGAUGCUGAGAUUUUAGGAUUUCUCGCCGCGAUUGCGCCUACAAGCAAGCAUGACAGCGCUUGUCUCUCGGACUGGGCGGCACCAACAGCGAUAUCACACUGGCUAUCGUCUCGUGGCUGGAUGCAUACCAUACAGAUACAAGGAGGUGGAUGGUUGCAAUGGAAAAGAGGAGCCAGUUUUGGAGGUUUUGAUGAUCACUUCGAAGAGUGGGAGAGGGCUCUUGUUUCCAAAGGGAGGCUGGGAAACUGAUGAAACUGUGGAAGAGGCUGCGGUGCGAGAGGCACUGGAAGAAGCUGGUGUUCGUGGCGAUUUGCAGGGAGAUAUUGGGACGUGGGAGUUCAAAAGCAAGCGCCAGCAGAGUGACUUGAAUCCUGCUGGCCUUUGCCGUGCGCAUAUGUUUGCGCUGGAAGUGAGAGAGCAGCUAGAGUCGUGGCCCGAGCAACACUCGAGGCAACGCGAAUGGUUUGUUGUUUCCGAGGCGGUGGGUCAAUGCCAGGUCGAUUGGAUGCGGAAGGCUCUCGAUAAGUGGGUGUCGUGCUUGAAAAUCAGGCAAGGCGCCACCACUUCCAACCAGGGGCAGUCCUUUAUUUGAGCCAAUGCCGGAAAGAGAGCGUUGGGAGAAAAAAAAUUUUGUUCCACGAAUGCUGGAGGAUGAGGUCGAGGCCGGUAAUUUUUUUUAGGUGUUACGAGGAUUUUGGGGUCCCUGGGUUGCUUUUUAGGAGAGUGGAAUAACUUACAAGUGGCAUAGAUAGAAAAGAAAUCGAAAUGUUCUGCCAGGGAGAUGGAUGCACGCAAGUGUAGAGUUUCCAUAAAUUUGAAUGCUACCAAAGUACGAGUGAGAAUGGCUCCUCGCUCAUAUUCUGUA